Molecule: messenger RNA, 2126 nt
Organism: Drosophila miranda
Lineage: Eukaryota; Metazoa; Arthropoda; Insecta; Diptera; Drosophilidae
Gene: Tmep
Product: transmembrane protein 184B
Exons: 8
Coding region: 92-1318 (408 amino acids)
Biological process (GO): transport
Molecular function (GO): transporter activity
Source: RefSeq, a predicted model, not a curated record
ACUAAAGCAAAGCGAAAACUUAAAGGAAUUUUUGCACUGGGAAAAACGCAAGCGCCAGCGCCAAUCGUGGAGAGUUGUUUUUUAAAAAAGCAUGAGCACAACGGCCGCCAGUCUCAUUGAGGCGGCUCUAAAUGCCAGCAGCAGCUUGGCUGCUAGCAACUCAACGGUGACAACAUCAACAACAAGCACAACAACAGUGAAACCCAAUACCAAUUACGUUGUCCAGGUGAAGGAUCCAAUGAGUGCGCCCCUCGAGCCACUGCUCCACGUGGGCGAUGGGAUAUUCCUGCAAACGAAGACCGCCCAGGUGCUAGCGGGUGUCUGUGUAUGGGCCGCACUAUUCAUCACCUGUCAACAGAUCUAUCAGCAUCUGCGCUGGUACACAAAUCCUCAGGAGCAGCGGUGGAUUGUACGCAUACUGUUCAUUGUGCCCAUCUAUGCGACAUACUCGUGGAUCAGUUUGUUGUUCUUCAACUCGGAUAAUGUCUAUAUAUACUUUUUCACAGUAAGAGAUUGCUACGAAGCCUUUGUCAUUUACAACUUCUUGUCGCUGUGCUAUGAAUACCUCGGCGGCGAGGGUAAUAUUAUGUCGGAGAUACGUGGUAAACCCAUCAAGACCUCUUGUUUGUACGGCACCUGCUGCCUGAAGGGCAAGACCUACACGAUUGGCUUCCUGCGCUUCUGCAAGCAGGCCACAUUGCAAUUCUGUUUGGUAAAGCCACUGGUGGCGUUUAUCAUUAUAUUUCUGCAGGCCUUUGGGCACUAUCAUGAUGGUGACUGGAGUGCCGAUGGUGGUUAUAUUUACAUCACAAUCAUCUACAACAUUUCCGUAUCGCUUGCCCUGUAUGGACUGUAUCUGUUUUACUUUGCCACACGUGAUCUUUUGACUCCGUUCGAGCCCGUCUUGAAGUUCUGCACCAUCAAAUCGGUGAUAUUCUUGUCGUUUUGGCAGGGCGUGGGCCUGGCCAUACUGGAGAAGGCGAAUGUGAUCUCGCCCAUUGUGGACAGUGCGGGCACUGUGGCCACAGAGGCGGGCACUGUUUCGGCCGGCUAUCAGAACUUUUUCAUAUGCAUUGAAAUGCUUUUCGCUGCGAUUGCGCUGCGCUAUGCGUUCCCCUAUCAGGUAUAUGCACGCAGCUGCAUUAGCGAUGGCCAUGGGCGUUCUGUUACCAUGCAGUCGAUUUCUAGCAGUCUAAAGGAAACCAUGAAUCCAAAGGAUAUUAUGACAGAUGCUAUACACAACUUCCAUCCGCAAUAUCAGCAGUACACGCAAUACAGUUCAGAAGUAACCUCGGCGCAGCGUUACGAAAAGCUCUAAAAUGUAUACGAAAUUAAGCAAAAGCAAAACUCUAGCGAUGCUCGCUACCAAAAAAAAAAAAAAAUCAUAAUCCAAAAAAAAAAAAACACUAAAAACGGACACAAUACGAAAUGAAGCAAAAUACAAAACUGUACUUAUAGCUUAUGUCCCUCCACUGCAGUUGCCUUACAGAUGAUGAAAGAGAGACAGAGAGAGAGAUACGUACUAGGCCUAGUUACUUACUAAAACACACAAUCAAAUGCUGAAAGCUGCAACAGAAAAUGCCUUAGGGAUGACCCUACCAUCCCCACCCUCUUCUAACCAUUCAACUUUGUUUUGUGUUCGUGCCCCGUCUGUGUACUUUUUUGUAUUUCUUAUUUUUAAAAACUCUUAAAUUUAAGCAUUUUUUUAAACAAAUUAUUUAAAUGUUAGCAUAUACGUUUAAAUGACCUUCUGAUGACAUACCAACAACAAAAACCAACAAUAAUAUGUAAACUAUUAUACAUAUACGUAAACAAAUGAUUUUAUUACAUACAUAUAUUGUAUUGUAUGGCAGUAGAUUCCGUUUUCCCAACCCAACCCCAACCCGAACCCCUUCAGGCAGCAUUUACUUUUCGCUCAAAAGAUACCAAAAAAAAAAAAAAAAAAUCAAAAACCCCAGAGUUUUCUUUUAGUUUCUCUUUGUUUUCCCCUCCCUUUUGUGAUAGACCUCAAACCCUAAGCUCUUGUCGUGCUUUCGUCUAUAUAUUUCGUGUUUCUUUGUAAAUGUUUAAAUCUUUAAAUCAAAUUGUAUAAAAUAUCUAGAAAAUAAAUGUACAAAUAAGCUUGA